AUGUACUCCACCCAAGACGCCUCGACCCUCCGCACUCGCCGCCUUAACGGCCUGUACAAUGUCCGAACGGCUCCGUCCACGCCCGGCACCAACGCACAAACAAUCUCCGACUGGCAGCAACAGCAGGCGUUGCACCAGUUGCAGCAGUUCACACCCUCGUCGCUGCACCCGGGCUCGCCGUACCAGGGCGGGGACAACCACUACCCGUACUACUCGCAGGGUACCGGCCCGCCGCCGUCGGACCACAGCCGCAUAGGCAGUCCCGUGAUGAGGCAGUCCCGUGAUGGCGCAGCACCCACGCGCAGCACCCACGGGAGCUGGCAGCCGCCGGUCGAGAUUGGCGUGAUGACGGAUCCGCCAGUUGAGAUGGAUAGCUCACCGGUGCCCAGCCCUCAAGGGCGGCUCCAACAACUUCGGCAUCGUCUGGGGCGGCAUGGCCUUUUCCCCAAGCAGAUCAUCCCGUCGGCCGUCGACGCCAACCCGGGCAGCAACCUGGUCUGCAUCUUCACGCACAUGCCCGACUUCAAGGACAUCGUCGUGGCCGCCCUGCCCGAGAUCAUGAACAUCCUCAAGAUGGCCUCCGUCUCGGAGAUGGCCUUCGAGCACAACAUCCCAACGCGCUACCACAACAACACGUGGUUCACAUCGUCGUUCCGCAACGACGCGCGCAUCCUGGCCCGGGCAUCGGAGCUGCACGACGCCCUGGUGGCCGAGCUGCAGGCCUUCAUCCCCGACGGCGACUUCAUCACGCAGUGCCUGUUCUAG
This is a messenger RNA of Lasiosphaeria miniovina, 765 nucleotides long. RefSeq lists its product as uncharacterized. The record is from RefSeq and is a predicted model, not a curated record. NCBI's taxonomy places the organism in Eukaryota, Fungi, Ascomycota, Sordariomycetes, Sordariales, Lasiosphaeriaceae. The coding region runs from base 1 to 765 and encodes 254 amino acids. The transcript has 3 exons.